Ipomoea nil (Japanese morning glory) is the source of this 743-nucleotide messenger RNA. Its product is annotated as putative disease resistance RPP13-like protein 3. Gene Ontology annotation, molecular function: ADP binding. The transcript is spliced from 2 exons. The record is from RefSeq and is a predicted model, not a curated record. The coding region runs from base 36 to 743 and encodes 235 amino acids. Lineage: Eukaryota; Viridiplantae; Streptophyta; Magnoliopsida; Solanales; Convolvulaceae.
CUUGUUUUAAUUAUAGUUUGCAAUUGAAUUCAGCAAUGGAUUGUAUUGUUGUAAGUAGUCUACUAGGAAUAGUAGAUCAACUACAGCUUCUUCUUCUUCAUAAUAAAAACAAUCCUUGUUUGAUUCUUCCUGAGAUAGAUGAUGCUCAAUUCAUCCUAUCCAGCUUAAAGGACAAGCUCCAUUUCCUGCAGGCAUAUCUUCACAAACCUAAGCCCAUAAUUACCUCUGAUCCCGAUCGCGAUGAGGCAGUGAAAAGGCUGGAUGAAGAAAUCAGAGAUGUUGCAAUGAAAGCAGAAUAUGAAAUCGAAUCCAAACUGGGUGAAGUUUACUUGGCGGCUAACCAGCAGGGUGAUGGAGAGUGCGCAGUAGCAGUAGAGGCCGCAGCUUGUGAAGAUCUUCAUCGGAGCUUGCAACAAGUAGUGAAGGAUAUUGAGUCUGUUGAGGUGCGCAUCAGAGAUCUGCAAACUUCUUCUUCUUCUUCUUCAUCAACACCACCUUGUUUACAGCUACAGAACGUCAGGGAUGGUGUUGAAGUUGAUUUGGAGAAUACAAUAGUAGGAGUCGAAGGUGAUGUUGAGGAAAUAAAAGGCAUGCUCAUUCCAACUUCUCCGUCCACACAACUACAAGUCGUUUCAAUUGUGGGAAUGGGAGGGACAGGUUGCACUACUUUGGCCAAAAAUGUUUACGGAGAUUCAAGCAUAGAGUCACACUUUGACAUUCAAGCAUGGACGGUUGAAGGUUAA